Candoia aspera is the source of this 1459-nucleotide messenger RNA. Its product is annotated as gamma-secretase subunit Aph-1b-like. The record is from RefSeq and is a predicted model, not a curated record. Gene Ontology annotation, cellular component: endoplasmic reticulum; membrane; gamma-secretase complex. Lineage: Eukaryota; Metazoa; Chordata; Lepidosauria; Squamata; Candoiidae. The coding region runs from base 39 to 803 and encodes 254 amino acids. Gene Ontology annotation, biological process: Notch receptor processing; positive regulation of catalytic activity; Notch signaling pathway. Gene Ontology annotation, molecular function: protein-macromolecule adaptor activity. The transcript is spliced from 7 exons.
GGCGGAGCUGGGGGGCGGCCGCGCGCGCGCUCUCCGCCAUGACGCUGCCGGUCUUCUUCGGGUGCGCCUUCGUGGCCUUCGGGCCGGCGCUGGCGCUCUUCCUGCUGACCGUGGUGGCCGAGCCGCUGCGGGUCAUCAUCCUCAUCGCGGGGGCCUUCUUCUGGCUGGUCUCGCUGCUGCUCUCCUCGCUGGUCUGGUUCGUGGCGGUGAAGGCCAGCGACCCGGCCGACCAGGCGCUGCAGAAGGGGCUGCUCGUCUUCGGGGUGCUCUUCUCCGUGGCGCUGCAGGAGGCCUUCCGCUUCCUCUAUUACAAGCUGCUCAGGAAGGCGAUUGAGGGGCUGCUUGCCCUCAGUGAAGAUGGCUGCUCCCCCAUCUCCAUCCAGCAGAUGGCCUAUGUGGCCGGCCUGGGGUUCGGACUCAUGAGCGGCGCCUUUGCCAUGAUCAACCUGCUGGCAGAUGCUCUGGGGCCUGGUGUUGUGGGCAUCCACGGAGACUCCCAGCUCUAUUUCCUGACUUCAGCGUUCAUGACUCUUGUGUUGAUCCUACUGCACACCUUUUGGGGCAUCGUCUUUUUCCAUGGCUGUGAGACACGGCGCUGGUGGGAGGUGGUGGCCGUGGUGCUCUGCCACCUUGUCAUCUCUGCCCUUACCUUUUGGAACCCCCUCUACCUGGGCAGCCUUCUGCCGGCAUACCUGCUCAUGGUGGCCAUGGCGGUGUGGGCCUAUCUCCUCUCAGGAGGCUCAAAACAGAACCUGCAGCACUUCCUCCCAUGCCUACGGACCGCGCCACAGGCGGGAUCCUGAGCCCUCCAGCCACCCUGCAAGGAAGCCGGGCCCCGGACUCUGAGCCUGGUGCUGCCCUGGAGGGCACAUGAUGUUUGUGCCUUCAGCAUAUUGGGGGCCACAGAUGGGACCAGGACUGUGGAACAGCUAUCCCCCGACUGAUUCCAGGAGAUAAUGCUGCGAAGCCUCCAGGGGCUGUCCUCAGUUUGUGGUGCCGCCUUCCUGAAUCCUGCCAUGUCCCCCCUUUGGCUCCUGAUGCUCGUUGGGGUGGGAGGGGAAGGGCCAUUGGCUGAGGGCCAGGCGGAGGUGGCCAAGCGCCUCUGCAGGGUGCAGAGAAGAGCCGCUGACCACCUGCUGCUGCUGCUCUUGGGAGAUGGGCGCAGAAUGGAGCCAUGGCUCCCCUUCUUAAGUAGUACUAAUAAAGAGACUGGAGAAAAGCUCAUGUGUGUUGCGGGGGGUGAGGCAGGUGCCCCAGCCUUGGCCUCCCAUGGGGUUCCUGCUUGGUCAGCUGGUGUGGCCAUAACUUUGCAAAAGAGCCAUCUGCCUGUGGCUGGCGAGCUGGAUGGGUGAACAGGGAGUGUUUGGCAGCCUCUGGGAGGCAGCAGCAGUGCGGCCCCAUUCAUGGGGAGCCCUUGGAACUGGGGGGGGGGGCGGUCACAAGAGAAACGACCCUGUGU